CUUUUACAUGCUCUGUGCAGCACCACCAGAGGAUGCAAAAAAAUUCAAACUAGGAGACCCAAGAACAUUCCACUAUCUAAACCAAACAAACUGUUACGAAGUAGCAAAUGUAGAUGAUGCAAGGGAGUAUCUAGAAACCAGAAAUGCCAUGGAUGUUGUUGGGAUCAGCCAGGAUGAGCAGGAAGCAAUAUUCCGCGUGGUAGCUGCAAUACUCCAUCUGGGAAACAUCGACUUCAUAAAAGGGAAGGAACCUGAUUCUUCCAAACUGAAAGAUGAGAAAUCACUCUAUCAUCUUCAGACUGCUGCCGAGCUACUCAUGUGUGACAAGAAUGCACUUGAGGACUCACUCUGCAAGCGGGUAAUUGUCACUCCAGAUGGGAACAUUACAAAAUUACUAGACCCAGCUGCAGCUGUUACGAGCCGUGAUGCCCUGGCAAAGACAAUAUAUUCCAGAUUGUUUGACUGGAUUGUGGACAAGAUAAAUAAUUCAAUUGGUCAGGAUCCCAAUGCAAAAAGCAUUAUUGGAGUCCUUGAUAUUUAUGGUUUUGAGAGCUUCAAGAUCAACAGUUUUGAGCAGUUGUGUAUCAACUUAACAAAUGAGAAGCUGCAACAGCAUUUUAAUCAGCAUGUGUUCAAGAUGGAGCAAGAAGAGUACACGAUGGAGGAAAUCAACUGGAGUUAUGUAGAAUUUGUUGAUAACCAAGACAAACCUGGGGGUAUAAUUGCUCUUCUUGAUGAAGCCUGUAAGCCAAAGCUUGCUCGAACUGACUUCACAAUCAACCAUUAUGCUGGAGACGUUACUUAUCAAGCUGAUCAAUUCCUCGACAAAAACAAGGAUUAUGUAAUAGCAGAACAUCAGGCUCUUCUAGAUGCCUCUAAUUGUCCUUUUGUUGCAAAUCUCUUUCCUCCAUUACCAGAGGAAACAUCUAAGCAAUCCAAGUUCUCUUCGAUUGGUACUCGCUUCAAACAACAAUUACAAGCUUUAAUGGAAACCCUGAACACAACGGAGCCACAUUAUAUCAGAUGUGUAAAGCCCAAUGCAGUUCUAAAACCUGGAAUCUUUGAGAACUUCAAC
Messenger RNA from Ilex paraguariensis (yerba mate), 1075 nucleotides. Lineage: Eukaryota; Viridiplantae; Streptophyta; Magnoliopsida; Aquifoliales; Aquifoliaceae. The record is from the annotation of a GenBank genome assembly.